AUGGCGGAUGGGAACCGAUCUGCCAAGGGCAAGGAGGUCGUCGUCGACGACUGCGAGCCUUACCCUGACAGCCCCAUGAGCGGCGGCGGCGGCGGCGCCGAGCCGUCCCACCGCUGGCAUGGCCACCCGACCAGUUACCGGGGCGGCGGCGGCGGCACUGCGAGCGUGGAGCCGUUCGCCAAUCAUUACGACGUCUACGCGAGCUAUGGCGCCGCCGGCGUCGGCAGUAGCUGGGUCGGUGGCGGCACCGCUGGCGCCGGCACUAGCGGCGGCGGUGGAAGCUACGGCGCCAGCUACGGGGCAAGCAAUGGAGGCGCCAGCUACGGCGGCCCCGGCGGCAGCCACGCCGUUGAUAGGCGCGGCGGCGGCUAUGGCAUGACCUUCUCACAGGAGAACUCUUGCGGCGGCGGCGGCAGUACACCCUUUCCCUCGACGCCGCACAUGGACGCCCCCAUGUACGCGUCCUUCCCCUCCCCUUUCAACGGUGCCGGCGGUAUCUCUGUGCCCCAUCAGCAUGCCCGCACAGGCAGCAACCGGCACACCGGCGCCGGCAGCAGCGCCGGGCACGAGCUCUACCGUGGCAAUGACAAUGGCGGCGGCAGUGGGACCUUUCCCUCGCCGCGCGUGGGUGACGGCAUGUACAACGCGCACAACAACGGCGGGCGCCCGUGCUCGCGCUCGCCGCUCAAGUGGUCCAGGGAGCAACUUGAUGACCUCGUCGCGAACUCGCUGAGGCGUCUCACCAUCGGCGACCGCGCUCGCGGCGAAGGCCUCGUCGCGCGCGGCAGGCGCCGCCUGUCCGAUUGUUUGGCGAACCACGGGCGGCAAGAGCUGCCGGUCGACGCUGGCGACCAGAACAAUGCUCGCUCACCCGGGCCCGGCUGCCGUGGCCCCUCGAACGCCGACCCGUACGCGGGGAGGAGGCUGGAGGACGUGAGGGGCACCAUGAGCAGCAUCGCCAGGAAUCACCCCGGGUGCCAGUUCCUGGUCUGGAUGGUGGCCGGGAGCGGGGCCGCUGCGGCGCAGCAGGUGUUCGAGGAGGUCGCCGGCGACAUCGUCCGGCUCAUGGUCCACCCCGUCGCUCACGAGCUCGUGGAAAAAUUGGUGGAGUACUGGACCGACGAGCAGAUCACGCACGUGCUCCAGAUCCUUGCGGCGUCUCCCGACCAGAUCGUCGCGGUUGCCAGAAACCAUUCAGGGUCCAAGAUCCUUCAGAUGCUGAUAGGCAGAAUGGCUAGGAACCCCGGGCACGCUGAGCUCUUCACCGGCACCCUCGCCCGCGCCGGCGAGCAAGGCAUGAUCUCCCUCAUAGAGCACGCGGAUGGCGGCAGCAUGAUCAUGAAAUGCCUCGACACGUUCUCCGCCUACCAGAUCCGGUUCAUCACCGUCGUCGUCGCCAGUAGCUUGUUCCUCCACCGCGUGUGCCGUGACAGGCACGGCUGCAACGUGGUGACCAAGUGCAUCGACAAGGCCGCCGGCGACGAGCAGCUGCUGAACUCGCUCGCCGCCGCCGUGUGCAUGGACGGGGUCGCGCUAGCAGAGCACGGCUACGGGAACUUCGUGGUGCAGCACGUGAUGGUGGCCGUGCCGGAGGCGAGGGACUGGCUGCACGCGACGCUCCGGGGGCGGUACGUGAGCCUGUCGACGCAGGCGGCCAGCAGCCACGUGGUGCAGCGGUGCCUGGACCUCUUCUCCCCGGAGCAGGCCGACGAGGUCGUCGGGGAGCUGCUCGCCUGCCACCACUGGGGCUUCACCUUCCAGCAGCUCAUCACCGACCCUUACACCAACUAUGUCCUUCAGUCCGCCAUGAGACGCAGAGAGAUACAAAUGCACAGCAUGCUACUGGAUGCUAUCAGUGCGCACCAGAACUUACUGCGGGAUGACAGGAUCGCCAGGGAGGUCUUCCGGGAACUCCGAAGGUUAUACCGGUGA
Panicum hallii is the source of this 1932-nucleotide messenger RNA. RefSeq names its product putative pumilio homolog 8, chloroplastic. The transcript is spliced from 5 exons. Gene Ontology annotation, biological process: post-transcriptional regulation of gene expression. The coding region runs from base 1 to 1932 and encodes 643 amino acids. Gene Ontology annotation, cellular component: cytoplasm. Gene Ontology annotation, molecular function: mRNA binding. Lineage: Eukaryota; Viridiplantae; Streptophyta; Magnoliopsida; Poales; Poaceae. The record is from RefSeq and is a predicted model, not a curated record.